Molecule: messenger RNA, 2622 nt
Organism: Diprion similis
Lineage: Eukaryota; Metazoa; Arthropoda; Insecta; Hymenoptera; Diprionidae
Gene: Shaw
Product: potassium voltage-gated channel protein Shaw
Exons: 5
Coding region: 350-1936 (528 amino acids)
Biological process (GO): protein homooligomerization; potassium ion transmembrane transport
Cellular component (GO): neuronal cell body membrane; voltage-gated potassium channel complex; dendrite membrane
Molecular function (GO): protein binding; delayed rectifier potassium channel activity
Source: RefSeq, a predicted model, not a curated record
GGAGGCCGUUUGGGGCUAGACCGACUAUGAACCGCGCGUCGUUGUCGUUGCUGAGGCACCAGCGGUGAGCCGCGGAGUUGAAAUUUCGGCACGCGACGAGAGGGUGAAGAGCGCAAGACUUUGGGAAUUGCGUCCAGUCAGUGGAGUGAAUCGCGGAAUAGAUUCGCCGACGGAAUCCCUACGUUGGGGAGAAACGAGGCUCUAGCUGCCGUGCCGGUGCCGCACCGGUGCCGUGCCGGCGCCAGGUGCUUGUCAUGAGAAGAGGACGGAGCCGCUGAGAUGUCGCGGAGGAUAUGCUGGUCAUGAAAGAGCUAAGGGUGGGAUCGGCGCUACCAGAGCCGUGAUCAGUAUGAACCUGAUCAACAUGGACGCGGAGAACCGCGUGGUUCUCAAUGUGGGGGGUAUCCGCCACGAGACGUACAAGGCGACCCUUAAGAAGAUCCCAGCAACCCGACUGUCCCGGUUGACCGAGGCGCUGGCUAACUACGACCCCAUCCUGAACGAGUACUUCUUCGAUCGACAUCCCGGUGUCUUCGCCCAGGUCCUCAACUAUUACCGGACCGGGAAGUUGCACUAUCCGACCGACGUGUGCGGGCCCCUCUUCGAGGAGGAACUCGAGUUCUGGGGCCUUGACUCGAACCAGGUUGAGCCCUGCUGUUGGAUGACGUACACGCAGCAUCGGGAUACUCAGGAGACACUCGCCGUCCUGGACAGAUUGGACCUUGACACAGAUAAACCGAGCGACGAAGAACUCGCGAGGAAGUUUGGUUUCGAGGAAGACUAUUACGAGGGAACACUUUCAUGGUGGCAGAGGCUCAAACCGAAGAUGUGGUCCCUCUUUGACGAGCCCUACUCCUCAAACGCUGCGAAGUCUCCCGUGUUGCAGAUCAUCGGUGUGAUUUCCGUAUUCUUCAUUUGCGUCUCGAUACUGUCGUUCUGCCUGAAAACGCACCCGGACAUGCGGGUGCCAGUGAUAGUAAACAAUACGGUGUACUUCAAGAAUGAGUCGGCCUGGGCGCUGGAAAAGACACAAACGAACGCCCACGACGCAUUUUUCUACAUCGAGUGCGUAUGCAACGCGUGGUUCACCCUGGAGUUCGUGAUACGCAUUGUGGCGAGCCCCAACAGAUGCGAGUUCAUAAAAAGUUCGGUCAAUCUAAUCGACAUGAUAGCAACUCUGAGCUUCUACAUAGACCUCGCCCUCCAGAAGUUCGCCGCGCAUCUGGAGAACGCGGACAUCCUCGAGUUUUUCAGUAUUAUCAGAAUCAUGAGACUGUUCAAAUUGACGAGGCACUCCUCGGGACUCAAGAUCCUGAUCCAAACCUUCCGGGCGUCCGCGAAGGAGCUGACCCUCCUGGUCUUCUUCCUCGUUCUCGGCAUCGUUAUAUUCGCAAGCCUCGUCUACUACGCUGAGAGGAUUCAGUACAACCCGAAGAACGACUUCAAGAGCAUACCGCUCGGAUUGUGGUGGGCUCUGGUCACCAUGACCACCGUCGGCUACGGAGACAUGGUGCCGAAAACGUACGUCGGGAUGUUUGUUGGCGCCCUCUGCGCCCUCGCCGGUGUGCUAACGAUCGCCCUCCCGGUCCCCGUCAUCGUCAGCAACUUCGCAAUGUACUACAGCCACACGCAAGCCCGUGCGAAGCUACCGAAAAAGAGACGCCGUGUGCUUCCCGUCGAGCAGCCACGGGUCAGAGCACCCGGCGCUCCGCCGACCGGAGGUCCAGGAGGAGGUGUUCCUGGAUGUGGUCAACAGGCUGCUCUGCUUCCUCCGGGGGGCUGUGGGGGCGGGGGCGCACCCGGGGUGCAAAACAGACGGAUGAACGCUAUCAAGACGAAUCAUCCGAAGGACCCGUUCGCCACUAAAGCAGACGAAGGCCGAAGGAACUCGAAUCUGCGAACCAACGGGACCAAGACAUCCGGAGAUUUGGGUUAACGUUGACGAGAAGUCGAGUAUCUGCUGCUGAGACCUCGAACGCGAGUCCUCUUCUUGUAGAGCUGGGGGCUGGACAGGGUGCUGAAUUUGGUAUAACAGGGAAGGAAAGAGAGAUUCGGAGAGAGUGUGUGUGUUUCCGUGUGGGUGAGUGUGCGUCUGCGAAGGUGAAAGAAGGACUGAGUGAUGAAGAUGGCCUGUAUUACUUGUAUGCCUCUGUGCUGAGAAUCGCUAGAAUACGAGGGACAGGGUAAGGACGAAAUUCCUUCGUCCCCAUCAGCCACGACGUGUUUAAAAAUAUUUACAAUUGUGUAUAACGAAAGAUUCGAUCGGUCAAUUCAGAAUCUAUAUCAAUCGCCGAUCGACCAGUCAAUCAAUCACGACCACGUAGCGUGUAGCACCCUCUGCCCCUCACCUGCCCCCGCCCCACCACCUUGACCUCGACCACUCUUCGCCCACGCAAUCGACCCUUUUUAACGCCUUUCCCGCGGCUGCGUCCAAAAACUCAUCGGAGCGCUGUUUUCAAAACCUUUUGCCCGAAGGUAAAUACCGAAGGGGUGAAAAGAAUGAGAAGAAGUUCGAAAAAAAAAUAUAUGCAACGAUCUUUGCAACGCAGCCGCGGUUAUAUCACUUUGCGCACCCUGAUGCCGCCGGGACCAAUCAAAUGCCCCCCCCCCCUCCGUCGCUCC